UUAUUGAAAGAAAAAUCCUUUUGUUACGGUCUCAAGUGCCAAGUUCUAAACUCAAAAAUGGCGGACGCAGCAGCAUUUUUUGCGAAGAAGAAAAAGAAAAAGAAGACUUUCAAGUUCAACGCAAACACUAUCGAUGCGUCUCAGGUGACCAAUACGGUUCAUGUGUAAGUCUAAGGAGUCAAUCGCAUGACGCUAAGAACGACUGCCUCUUAUGAAUGAUUUGUGGCAUUUUGCGGUCGUACAGAAUACCGAYGUUUCUUCCUUUCAAUGCUCAUCACUCAUCCUGUUUUGUCAACCUUGCCCUCUCGGAAAUGCGACUCGGAAACUACCAAAAAUUUUAGUGACGCUCCCGCCCUAUCGAACACGGCAGAUUUGGUUCCAACGACGGGAGCCUUGCCUUUGGAAAAGGACGCAAAAGUGGCAAACGACGAUAAUUGGGAUGACGAGGCGUUGGCAGCCAAUACGAUGCGCAAAGGUGCGGCUGUAGUGGUGCCUGCAGGAGUUACUACCAAAGAUCUCGUUGURGAAACGAAGGCUCUUUCGCUGAAGACAAACACAGGUGGUAACGAGCAAGAUGAUAUUGCCGAAAAGUUGCGAGUGGAAGAAACAAAAGCGAAGUUAGCAGCGGCACGAGAGGGCAUGGAACGAGAGGCCCAGCGCAUCAAAGAGGAAAAGGAAAAGAAGGAAGAAAAGGCUGCAUCUUCUCGAUUCGGAGCUGCCGCUGCCAGCGGUGGAAAAUGGGUUCCCUCGCGAGCUCGAGCCGCUGGAGGUGGAUUGUCCUCUAUCGGAUGGGGCUCGAAAAUGGCCUCCCAACAAAAAGUCGAUACUGAAGAYGAAAAUCUCUUCCCAGAUUUGGCGGCAGCCGAUGCCAUACUCGAAAAGCAGAAAGCCGAGCUACCAGCUUACAAAGCACCAACAAAGACGCCUGUUGGAGGCGGUGCAACGUGGGGAGCACCUGCAGCCCCCAAAACCCGACCGAAGUUAAAUCUCAAAAAGAAAGCGGUGGUGGAAGAAACCCCUGUAACUACGGAGAAAGCAGCCAAAACGGAAGAAGCCCCUGUGACCGAGGAAGCAAGCCCUGAACCUGCUGCUGAAGAACCUGCGCCAGAAGCAGCAGCACCUGUUGAAGCUGCUGCUCCGGCCCCCGCACCAAUUAAACCAAAGAAGAAGAAAAAGAAAAAGGAUCUCAGUACAUUYGGAAAGAAAUAAAAUUCGCGAUGGUCGCAACUCAAUCAAACUUACUCGCUUUGUUUGUUGGUCGCCGCUUUCACAAACUGUGCUCUGAAAGUGUGGAAUUCAUUSCCACAUAUCAAAGUAAUCUUGGGCGUUUACCCACAACCUGUUCGAGGAACGAGAUCGAUUCCUCACUAUGUAACAAGAUCCAAAUCUACCCUCGUUGCUAAUAAAGAAUAGAUAUCAAACUAAAGC
Pseudo-nitzschia multistriata is the source of this 1428-nucleotide messenger RNA. Lineage: Eukaryota; Bacillariophyta; Bacillariophyceae; Bacillariales; Bacillariaceae. The record is from the annotation of a GenBank genome assembly.